GCUGUACAUCGGGCGCUUCUCCGAUGUUGCUUCGCGCGUACAGCCACAGUCGGUGGGUUCCUCCGCUGUGUCCGGAACUGCCAUGAUGAGCGGAAAUGAGCACCGCGUCGAGAGUCUGAGACGAAGCUGACGAGACUCGCAUUUCUCUUGCCUCCAAUACACGAUGUCUGAACACCUCGCGCCCUCUACGGAGCCCGUCGAUGGCCGUCCGGGCAGCGAAGACGAGAUCUCACCGACGCCCAUCGACCCGCCUAGCCGUGCCCCCACCUCCACGGGGUUAAACCACAUCCGCGUUCAUACGGAAGAUAUCAACCCCACAAAGCUCGCCUCCUGGGACGCGACGCAGCGCGCUCUCCUCCUCAAACGCACCUCCGCCCCGCUCGACCCCGACUCGCUCCGCACCGUCGCCGGUAUCGACAUCUCCUUCUCGCUCACCUCCAACCGCGCCGUCGCCGCGCUCGUCCUGCUUCCCUCUCCCCCCUCCCCCUCGACCCCGCCGCUGUAUACCGCCGUACACCGCGCCGAGAUGCGCGAACCGUACUGCGCGGGCUACCUCGCCUUCCGCGAUGUCCCGCUCUACACCGCGCUCUUCGCCAUGCUGAAGGCGGACCGGCCGGACCUGUACCCGCCCGACGUGACGCUCGUCGACGGCCACGGCGUGUGGCACCCGCGCGGCCUGGGCGUCGCCGCGCACCUCGGCGCCUCGCUCGAUAUCCGCACCGUCGGCGUCGCGAAGACGUUCUUCGCGCUGCGGGAGGUCGGGAUCGACGAUGCGGUGUUUAGGAGGAUCGAUGGUGGAGGAGCGGGGGAGGUGGUGGAGGUGAGGGGGACGGACGGGAGGGUGUACGGUGCGGCGGUGAGGACGGGCGGGUCGAGGAAGCACGUGUUCGUGUCGGAGGGGCACGGCGUCGAUUUGGAGGGGAGUGUGGGGGUGGUGAGGAGGUGUAGCACGUAUCGCAUACCGGAGCCGGUGAGGAGGGCGGAUCUGGAGGGGCGGAGGGUGGUCAGGGAGGAGCGGCUGUAGCGGGAGAUGGGCGACGGUGUCCACGGAAAUUCUCGAAGGUGAUGUCGUCGCCUGCUACGGGGACGUUGU
This is a messenger RNA of Punctularia strigosozonata HHB-11173 SS5, 1093 nucleotides long. RefSeq lists its product as uncharacterized. The transcript has a single exon. Lineage: Eukaryota; Fungi; Basidiomycota; Agaricomycetes; Corticiales; Punctulariaceae. The coding region runs from base 164 to 1024 and encodes 286 amino acids. Gene Ontology annotation, cellular component: cytoplasm; nucleolus. Gene Ontology annotation, molecular function: RNA endonuclease activity producing 5'-phosphomonoesters, hydrolytic mechanism; single-stranded RNA binding. Gene Ontology annotation, biological process: DNA repair. The record is from RefSeq and is a predicted model, not a curated record.